GGGAGUCCGACGUGGAAGUUGCUGGCUGACCUGGCUUGAGAGGAGACCGCCUUGGAGCCGCGGCUGGAGGCUAAAGCUAGCGGAGGUGGCGGCGCCCAGGCUGGGACAGCAGUCGUUGCCGAGUCGAGGCCUGCCUCCGCGGACCGGCGAGGGCCGACUGGCGGGUCAUCAUGGGUGGCUUUUUCUCAAGUAUUUUUUCCAGUCUCUUUGGAACCCGGGAAAUGAGGAUUUUAAUUUUGGGAUUAGAUGGUGCAGGAAAAACCACAAUUCUGUACAGAUUACAAGUUGGAGAAGUUGUUACUACUAUUCCUACUAUUGGAUUUAAUGUAGAGACAGUGACAUACAAAAACCUUAAAUUCCAAGUUUGGGAUUUAGGAGGACAGACAAGUAUCAGGCCAUACUGGAGAUGUUAUUAUUCAAACACCGAUGCAGUCAUUUAUGUAGUAGACAGUUGUGACCGAGACCGAAUUGGCAUUUCUAAAUCAGAGUUAGUUGCCAUGUUGGAGGAAGAAGAGCUGAGAAAAGCCAUUUUAGUGGUGUUUGCAAAUAAACAAGACAUGGAGCAGGCUAUGACUCCCUCAGAGAUGGCAAACUCACUUGGAUUACCUGCCUUGAAGGACCGAAAAUGGCAGAUAUUCAAAACAUCAGCAACCAAAGGCACUGGCCUUGAUGAAGCAAUGGAAUGGUUAGUUGAAACAUUAAAAAGCAGACAGUAAUUCAAUCACUUCAGCUCCUCUGAAAUGAAGUCUGCAUCACAUUCUCUUUGGAAACAGGCAGGUGUGCUUCAUAUCACUAAAUGUUGAAACCACACGAUUGUUGGCAUAUUACUGAACUGACUUCAAAGUUCAUAAUAAAUACAAAAAAUGAAGUAUUUGGUUAGAGGGGUAACUUGGGAAUCAUCUGGGUAUUCUAUGUAAUGUAAAAACAUUCUUUCCUUGCUUUCUUGUGUUAAGGUAUAUAUUCUAUUUGUAUGGAAUUCUUAUUCAAAUACAGUUCUAUUAAAGAAUGUACUCUUCUUGGGGGGAAGCCCGCCUAUUUUUGAAUUAGUGGUUGCAUCUUGUUUGUGUCACUAACACAAUUAUAUUAACUAAGAUUUUUUUCUUCUUUAAAAUGAAUUAAGUCUUUCCAAAGAUUAGACUCCAGAGAGUAGGCUAGAAGCACAGUAUGUAUAAUUUUUAUUUGCUUAGCUGACCACUUUAAUUAUAUUAAACUGUCACUUAAAAGUUUUUGAUUAUAGGCAUGAAUAUUUUGUUGAUUAACUUCAUUGACUAUCUAUAAUUGUAACUUUAUAGUACUUUAUUAAGAGCUUUAUAAUAUUGAUCUAAUCGAUUUAUAAGUAAACCCUGUGAGGUAGAUGGGACAGACUGUAAUGUAAUUUCAUGAAUGUGUACCUACAGUGCUGAUACAUUGGCUUGCCCAAGGCCACAUACUAGUGAGGUAGGUAGGAAUAGGGCUCAAAGUAAAACUUCUGGGUCAGAAGUUUGUUUCAUAAAUUGUGCUAUAUAUUCCUAAAAAUUGAACAUUGACAACACAGAUAACCUAACUCUUAAGAUUAUGAUAAUUAGUUGCAGAACAUUUAAAAUGUCAUAACUUUGUCUAUACUUGUAAAACUGAUCAGAGACAGUAAAAACAAUCCUAAAUGGGCAUAUUUGAUGGAAUUUAUAGCACAAUAAAGAAAAAAAAUUCACAUUAAAGGAAAUUUUUAAAAUUUAUUUUAAAGCAGCAUUAUAAAAGAUGUCUUUAGUAUCUUGCAUUAUCUACCUGUAAAUGGAGUGUAAAUUAGUUAAAAGUAAAAAUCUUAUUUUAUUGGUUAUUUUAUUUUAUUGGUUCUAAAGGAAGAAAUUACACAUUCUUGGUUUUACAAAUUAGGUUUACUGCUGAGCUGUGGGUGUUUUAAAAAGCCUGUUCAAAGCAACUUUUCAAACUACUCAGUCCAUGACAGGAUAAACUAGUGUGAACAGUGGGUAGAUAUAGCUCUUUCAUAGCAAUUAUUAAAAUUGAGAGUUUUUUUCACUCAAGUUAGACAACCAGCACUUUAAAAAUUAGUGCUGGUAUAAAGAGCUUAGGCUGGGUACAGUGGCACAUGCCUGUAAUUCCAGCUACUCAGGAGGUUGAGUUAAGAGGAUGUCAAGUUUGAGGCCAGCCUGGUCAACUUAUCCAGAUCCUGUCUCAAAUAAAAGGGCUGGGGGACAUAGCCCAGGGGUAGAGUACUAUGUAGCAUGCACAAAGCCCUGGGUUUUAUCUCCAGAACUGCCAAAACAAAAACUAUAUGCCAUUGUGCCCCCAAGUCUCAAAAAUACUAGUGGUUCAUUUCAUGGUUCUCAUCCUCUUUCCUCUGGUUUCUUUCCCUCAAAAUUUAUAGGCAUUCUCUCAUCGCAAAUGAAUUCAGCUUUCUUUUUUCACCUGCAGGAUUCUAUUUUUUUACUUCCUCUGGUGUCUUUUGAAUUUUUUUUUGCAGAGUAUUUUCCUCCAGGCACAAGUGUUUCUAAUGUAACUAUUAACUCACUUUGAUGGACAAGACUUAGUCUUUUUCAUAUUUAUAUCCCUCCUAUCCAGUAUGAUACCUGGCACUUUAUGGCCCAUCAGAAUCUAACCAUAGUUGAAAUGGUGGGAUACAAAUCUAGGAGAAUUGCACUUCUGCAGUUCAGACUUGGGUUCUCUUCUGGUCAAUGACACAUGACUAUGAAAUGCUAGUUUCCUUAUAAACCUGAGGUGCUAGGCUUAUACUCAAGGGCCUAAGUACUCUCUGGCAGUUCAGGAACAGUGUGAAAAAUAAUAGGAGAGGGGAAUAAGGGCCUGCCAAAUUGAAUUCUGAGGCAUGAGUACUGUCCCAGUACCUGGAUGAUUCUGAUUCUUCUGGUUUAUAAUAAAGAAUAGGAUGAGAUAAAAGAGGGCACACUAAUAGGGAUUAAGAUCCUUGUCUAACAUGGAAUAAUUGCAUAGAUUAUGCUACUAGGGUUCAAAUAUUAUUUCCAAAAUAAAUCCAAAUACUGUUUUUUGUGAGAUGCCUGGUCAUGGCAAAAGCAUCACACUUGAAAUCAGAACAGAAGCUCUAGGUCCAAAUGGCUACCUUUCAGUUUUCUUUCUGUAAAAUGAGACUUGGACAGAAGAUACCAAAAGUUCCUUCAUCUCUACCAUUAUAUUUUAUAUUUCUGGUUGGUAGUUGUGCUGUGUUGUGAUCUCACUAAAGAAAUGAGAAAUCAAGUAGUGGAAUUACUUCUGUUAUCUUGAAUACCUGACAUGCACUUUAAACUGGAAAUAUAAGUUCUGUGAGAGCAGGGACCAUAUCUAAUUUACUGUUAGUAUUCCUUGCAUCUAGUGUGGUGCACCUGGCAUAUAGUAGCACUCAAUAAAUAUUUAUUUAAAAAAGAUGCGUUCAA
Molecule: messenger RNA, 3380 nt
Organism: Ictidomys tridecemlineatus (thirteen-lined ground squirrel)
Lineage: Eukaryota; Metazoa; Chordata; Mammalia; Rodentia; Sciuridae
Gene: Arl1
Product: ARF like GTPase 1
Molecular function (GO): GTPase activity; GTP binding
Source: RefSeq, a predicted model, not a curated record